CCAUAUUAUCCACACUAGUCCAUGAGUAAUACUAUUUCGAUUUAAGCAAGUCCUUUCGAUCUAUAGAUAGGAGAGAAUUCCCUCUUUUUAAACGUUUUGAUGGAUAACGUUGAAAUARCAGAUCUAAAGGUUGUUCCAUGUGUUGACUCGCGAUUUAUUCGACCUUCAAGAGUUGUAUUCAAACAGAAUGGUGCACAAAGAAUUUGGGAUUAUCUAAUUGUUCAUGAUAGUGUUUGCUGUAUUGUGUUCAAUAAAACAAGACAGGCUUUUGUUUUGGUGAAACAGUUCCGACCAGCUAUCUACAUGCAUACCAAUCGAAAACUCUUCAAACAAUCAAGUGGCAAUAGCAAUGUCUUAGUAACAACUGAAGACCCAUCAACAAAAGCACUAGCUCCACCAUCUGCAGGAGUUACAUAUGAACUUUGUGCAGGGAUAAUUGAUCAGGAYAUCAGUCUCACWRCUUUAAUGAAACAAGAACUCCUAGAGGAGUGUGGUUACAAUGUCCCUGAAGAGAAGAUUCAAAAAGUUUCUAAAUUCCGUGGAGGUGUUGGCAGCACAGGRUCUGAGCAAACACURUUCUAYGCUGAAGUUACUGAUGAUAUGAUAGUUGAUGGGGCUGGAGGUGGAAAUCUUCAAGAAGGAGAAAGAAUUGAAGUGUUUUAUUUACCUUUAGAAAAAAGUAGGGAGUUUGUUUUUGAUGAAUCUAAGGAAAAACCUGCUGGUCUCCUCUUUGCAUUCAUGUGGUAUUUUAGUAAAUUUAAUGUACCAAUAUAGGCCAAACUUUUUUAUUAUUUACAAAUAUUCAUUUGGAGGAUAUUAUUGAUAGUUCAAGGGUUKUCCAGUACUAUGACAAAGUGAUGUAUAGCAUUGUAUUAUAUUCACAUAACAUAUCAAUAGAUUGCAUGUAACAAUAUGAUGCAUUUGAGCAUAGGUGCUAACUAUGAUUUGAGAAUGAAGCAGUGCAAUAGAAUACAAUGUCAAGUUCAUGUUAUAUUGGAAAUAAUUUGUUUUUGGGUCCUUUAAACUACUAUUUAUAAUGGAAAAGAAGUUAUAUAUUUUUAUUUAGAUAACAACUAUGGAUUUUAUACAUAACUAAGAUGUAUUAUGUAAUUAAUGUUGAUUAGACUGACACUAGUAUUGAUAUAAAAAAGAUUAAAAAAACAUACAAAUGUCA
Exaiptasia diaphana is the source of this 1174-nucleotide messenger RNA. RefSeq names its product uridine diphosphate glucose pyrophosphatase. The transcript has 4 exons. Gene Ontology annotation, molecular function: metal ion binding; UDP-sugar diphosphatase activity. NCBI's taxonomy places the organism in Eukaryota, Metazoa, Cnidaria, Anthozoa, Actiniaria, Aiptasiidae. The record is from RefSeq and is a predicted model, not a curated record. Bases 100 to 774 code for a protein of 224 amino acids. Gene Ontology annotation, biological process: nucleoside phosphate metabolic process; ribose phosphate metabolic process.